Messenger RNA from Helianthus annuus (common sunflower), 1727 nucleotides. Its product is annotated as probable pectinesterase/pectinesterase inhibitor 60. NCBI's taxonomy places the organism in Eukaryota, Viridiplantae, Streptophyta, Magnoliopsida, Asterales, Asteraceae. The transcript has 3 exons. Gene Ontology annotation, molecular function: pectinesterase activity; pectinesterase inhibitor activity. The coding region runs from base 5 to 1609 and encodes 534 amino acids. The record is from RefSeq and is a predicted model, not a curated record. Gene Ontology annotation, biological process: cell wall modification.
GAUCAUGGUUCACAAGCACAUCAACUUUUUCAUGUCAUUUUCACUAUCCAUAAUCAUCAUCUUCUGUUCAUUCUUUGUAUCAACUCAAGCAGCCGAGGUGUCGCUCAGCCGCGACAUCAAUGGGUGGUGUCAAACAACCCCUCAUCCGGGUCAUUGCAUGCAUUACCUAACCGGUGACAAGCAUCGUGUGCUGGCACGCAAAAAAGAUUUUCGAAUCUUGGCGUUGGAAGCGGCGUUGGGUCAGUCACAUUACACUCAACAAUGUGCUAUCAAUCUCGAUAAAACUGGCCGGAGCAAACGAAAGAAAUCAGUCUCUAAAGACUGUUGCAAGCUGGUAAACACCACCAUUGUUCAACUAAACGAAACCUUAACCGGGCUCAAAACGCGUAAAAUCUCCGACUUCGUUGCUCAGACAUGGCUCAGCUCCGCACUGACCAAUCUCCAAGUCUGUUUCUCCGGCUCAAGCGAGCUGAAUUUAACCGACUUUGUGUCGCCCAUCAAGACGAGUAACUUAACCGAGAUGAUAAGCAAUACUUUGGCUAUCAAUGAUCAGUUUUUCUUGAAAAACACACAAGUUUCUGAUCAUAAUGAGGAGUUUCCGAUAUGGGUCACGAAGAAAGAUCGAAAACUGAUGGUGUCUGAGUCGGUUUACUCUAAGGCGAAUGUGACUGUAUCGCAGGCGAAAGGGAGCAGGUUUAGGACGAUACAAUCGGCUCUUGAUUACGCGGCGAGUAUUAACCGAGGGGAUGGAAGGUUUAUUAUAUAUAUUAAACGAGGUGUGUAUCGAGAGAACGUUGAGAUCGGAUAUGAUCUUAAAAACAUCAUGUUUCUAGGGGACGGAUUGCGCUACACGAUUAUUACCGGUAAUCGGAGUGUCGCCGGAGGUUUCACUACCUAUAGCACCGCCACCGUUGGUGUGGAUGGGACUGGAUUCAUAGCACGUGGCAUAACUUUCCGGAACACCGCGGGCCCGGAAAAGGCUCAAGCCGUGGCGCUUCGGUCUGCAUCCGAUCUAUCGGUCUUUUAUGCUUGUAGCUUUGAAGGCUACCAAGACACGCUCUUCGCUCUAUCUCAACGGCAAUUUUAUAAACUUUGUUAUGUUUAUGGAACCAUUGACUUCAUAUUUGGUAAUGCCGCGGUUGUGUUUCAAAAUUGCAUGAUUUUAGCAAGAAGACCGCUUACAGGACAAGCGAAUAUGAUAACGGCUCAGGGUCGUGGUGAUCCAUUUCAAAACACGGGGAUAUCAAUUCAUAAUUCCCGUGUGAUGGCUGCACCGGAUUUAAAGCCUGUGGUGGGGUCGGUCCGUACCUAUUUGGGCCGACCCUGGCAAGAGUAUUCAAGGACCGUUUACAUGAAAACGUACAUUGAUACUCAUGUCAGUCCACAAGGAUGGUCACCAUGGGGGAACACUGACUUCGCGUUUAACACAUUGUAUUUUGGGGAAUAUGGAUGCUUUGGGCCUGGUUCAGCAAUCCAAAACCGGGUCACAUGGCCCGGAUACCAUGUUAUAAAGAGCCCAAGUGAAGCAUUACCUUUCACGGUGGAAAGGCUUAUAACGGGCCGGGCUUGGCUGCGGGCUACUGGAGUUCCAUUCAUUGCAGGGUUGUAAGGGCAUUUCUGAUUAGUUUUUGUUAUAUAUUUACGUGUGUACAUUACAUGAUAUUAUUUGAUUUAUAAAAAUUAUUUGAUUUAUAAAAUGAAAAAUUGCAUACAAAACUUUUUAAUUG